Messenger RNA from Elaeis guineensis (African oil palm), 2477 nucleotides. The record is from RefSeq and is a predicted model, not a curated record. Lineage: Eukaryota; Viridiplantae; Streptophyta; Magnoliopsida; Arecales; Arecaceae.
ACUCUCAGUUCUCCAGAUUCCAGCAGUGGGACUUGAUGACCACCAAGUUUGCCGGUGUGUCCAACAUCCCCUUCAUCCUCAUCCAGCUCCCACAGGGGAUGCUAAAUGGCCUUCUGGGGAACCUUACACUGCUGUACUUCUUCACCGAGAAAAAGGAGAUUGAAGCCAUCAUGGUGCAAACUCUGGGUGUCAUGUCGAUUUAUGUGGUCACAAUGCACCUGGCCGUGUCCAGGGCUGCGCCGCUGCCUCACUUCAUGGCGAUCUCUGCCAUUGCAGCAUCCAGACUUGUCUUGAACUUUAUGGACUACAUUAACGGGCUUAGCCAAGGGAUGUCACUGCUUUGGAAGGAUUUCAUCACAAUUACCAGGCUCUCUGUUCUUCCUCAGGUCAUGUGGUCUACGUUUGUUUCCAUUCAUCCCAAACAGUAUUUUGCCGGGAACUAUCUCUUGCAUCAUGGCAGUUGGAGUUGUCAUUAUGGUAACUCUCUAUUCUGCAGACAAUAAGAUAUGCAGGCUCGAACUGGGAAACUUUCUGAGAAGGGAGUAAAAUUCGUUUGGUCAAUAUCUGGAUGGACUGGCACUCUACUCUUCAUGUGGGUGCCAGUCGCACAAAUGUGGACAAGCUACCUCAAACCAGAAAACAUUAAGGCGUAUCAGCUCAGACAUAUUGCUUGGCAUGAUUGGAAAUGAUCUUACGGCACCACAGGCAGUAUUUAUUCGAAAUCUGAUGAGCGAGCGAAAGGCCCAAUGGUCGAGCAUACUAGCGAGAGAGCUUGAAGACUCCAAGACUAUUUCCAGAAUCCAAGUGGAUGAUGAUGCCAUCACCAAUGCCUCCACGGACUUUGGAGGCAUUAUCAAAGGCCGCCCUUUGGCCAUCUACUGCCCAUCAUCGGAGGAUGACAUUGCCCGGCUUGUUCGUCGCUGCGGCAUGUCAUCAGAACUAAUCACUGUUACUGCCAGAGGCCGAGGCCACUCCGAUAGAGGCCAGUCGGUUGGUGAUAAUGGUAUAACUAUAGACAUGAGAUCUUUAGCUCGGAGUGGCUACCGGAGGAGGAUUAAUGUAUCGUCGAGUGGUUGUCCGGCUCCUUUUGCCGACGUGGGAGCCGAGCAGAUGUGGUCGGAGGUGAUGCAUGAAACUUUGAGGCAUGGCCUUUCGCCACGCACUUGGCUGGACUACCUUGACCUCACCGUCGGUGGCUCCCUCUCAGUCGGUGGGAUCAGCGGGCAGACCUUCCGCCACGGGCCGCAGGUCAGUAAUGUCUACGAGCUGGAUGUCAUCACUGGUAAUGGGGAGCUAGUGACUUGUUCCGAACACCUCAACUCCGAUUUGUUUUAUGCGGCUCUUGGAGGAUUAGGCCAGUUUGGUGUCAUCACCAGAGCUAGAAUCGCCUUGGAACCGGCACCCACAAAGGUGAAGUGGGUUGGCUUGGUUUACUCGGAUUUUGAGGCCUUCACCAAGGAUGAGGAGUACCUCAUAUCCCUUGAUGGAAAUCCCGGGAAGAAGAAGGGCUUUAACUAUUUGGAAGGAUUCCUCAUUACGAGUAGCACGAUGAGCUGGCGAUCUCCUUUCUUCUCCAAGGUGGACGUGGAGAAAAUCCACACCCUUCUUUCCAUGCACGAAGAGGUCUACGUAAUCGAAGCAACAAUUGACUAUGAUGAUGACAACUCGUCCACGAUUGACCAGGACCUGGAUUCUAUAACCGAAGGACUGAAGCAUUGCCUCGGGUUCAAGUUCACCAAAGAUCUCUCCUACGUGCAGUUCCUAGACAGGGUCCGUGAGGAGGAGAAAAAGCUCAGAGAAGUCAACUUUUGGGACGUCCCCCACCCGUGGAUCAACAUGCUGGUGCCCAAGUCUAGGAUCUAUGACUUCCAUGAGGGCGUAUUUAGGGGCAUCUUUCAGCAGCAUAAGCCCACGGGUGUCAUCUUAUGUUACCCUUUGGGCAAGGACAAGUUUGAUGGGAGGAUGUCUUUGAUGUUCCCAGAAGAGGAGGUGUUCUAUAAGAUUGGGCUACUGCUGUCAACCACCCCUGAUGAUUUGGACCGUGUCCUGAAGCAGAUUGAUGAAAUGUUAGGGUUUUGCGAUCAAAAUGGGAUCGGCAUGAAGCAGUACAUGCCUCACUAUGAGAAGAUGGAGGAUUGGAUGAAGCAUUUUGGUUCAAAAUGGGAGUGGUUUGUCGAGAUGAAGAAGAAAUAUGAUCCCAAGGUGAUACUAGCUCCGGGGCAGAAGAUUUUUACUUGUCCUCUUGCUGAGUAACCUAUUUUUGUUGCCAAUCAACUGUGAUAAGCUUAAAAAAAAAAAAUUACAUAUGUAUACGAAUAAAAUGAGCGUAGGUCUCAUUCCCAUGACUUCCGUGUUUUUCUUUGUAGAUUCUUAAAAAAAAAUAAAAAUAAAAAAUUACGUUGCUAAAGGAGACCUGUAGCUUUUUACCAAAGAAAAAAAGAGAUCUGUAGCUAAUGAAUUGCAAAGUUCUAAUAAAA